Molecule: messenger RNA, 588 nt
Organism: Lodderomyces oxycetoniae
Lineage: Eukaryota; Fungi; Ascomycota; Pichiomycetes; Serinales; Debaryomycetaceae
Exons: 1
Coding region: 1-588 (195 amino acids)
Source: RefSeq, a predicted model, not a curated record
AUGAGUAUACCGGGGGAAAGGGUUGGUGCUAGAGGAGAGGUUGAGGUUGAGAAGGUGAGUUCGACUGCUUGGGCAAAUGAGGUGUUGAAAAGUUUGGCAAUUAGAGAUGAAGUAGAGAAGAAAGAUUUACAAUAUUUCCAGGCUUUUGAUCAAUUAUGUGAAAGAAUAAAAGGAUUACAGGAAGAAGCUGCUGCCGCUGCUGCUGCUGCUGCUGCUACACCUUUGUCAUCUUUAGUUACAUCCAAGACUUCAAAGCUGCAACAACAAAUUGAGAGUGGGAUCAUUUUCAAGCAAAAUCAGCAGUUGACUUUGGAAAAUAAUGAUUUGAUCACCAACUUGAAUUCGGUUACUCUCAAGAAUGAAAGGUUGGAAAUGAUUUUGAAUGAAAAGAAUAAGCUGAUAAAGAGUCUCCAAAGGUUGAAUGCUCAAUUAAAACAGAAAACUGAGUCCUUGAGCUUAGAAAUUAAAGAAAAGAAUAAGACUAUUGAAUUUGUAAAUGAUGAAUUAUUAACAUAUCAAAUGCAGAAUAAUGUCCUAAGAGCCCACUAUCAACACUAUCGAGCAGAGCGAGAUAGUGGGGCACACUGA